AUGUCCCUGACGUUUGAAGAGCCGACAGAUGACGUGAGGGCUAUCAUGUCGACUAAGAGGAGAAGGCGCCAAAAAAUGGAAAGGGAGAGCAAGUUGGCGGAAGAAGCAAUUUCGACGUGCAAAUUUCAAGAUUUUUCGGAGUCGAUAUCGACGCCUGUCAAGGCUGGCAGUUCAGAGGGGUACAGCAGGCGUAUUUACACUCCUAAGUUGAAAUUUGAUCGCAAUGGAAUGGCGAUUCAAGAAAAGGAGUUGAAUGAACCUUAUUGCCAGCUUCAGCGCAUUAAGAAGAAGAUACUAGACAAGGUGCGAGUUGAACAGAGCGAAAUUAGUCUUUUGAACGAGACGUUUGAAGACUUUUUUUAUGAAUACGGCUCGAACGAGUACUCGCUGAACCAGCAAGAAGAUGUGUUUUUGAGAUGGAUCAAUUAUAUGCUCACGUUGAAGUGCGAGUUUGAGGAUUCAAGUGAGGUACUUUUACCUAGUUAUUCCAGCGUUAGAGUUUCCCCGCAUUGUAUUGUGUAUUAUCCAACGAGGGCCAGUGUCCAGACGCGCGCAUUAGACCUGUUGAGACAGAAAAAGUCGAUGUUCCGGAAAAUUAAGGAAAGAGUGGUCUUAGAGGAAAUAGCGAUUGCAGAAGACAAAUCAAUACUUGAGGAUUUUGGAAUGCGUCAGCACUUCGUCGAGCUCCUGUUGAAUUACUCGAACGAUUAUUUGAUCAUCGCGUUGGAGGCGCUGUUCCAAGACCAGGUGUGUACGACGAGUGUGUGCAGUCAGGCGGCAUUAGAACAGGCGUUGUCUAAGUACAUUGUGCAGCAUUUCGCUAGCAACGCGAUGUUAGAGAGUGACAUUUUUGACUUACCGAGCAAGGCAGAGGUCAAGAUGACUAAGUCGGCGAUGGACAAGCAUAUUUUGAUUAAUUUUCUCGCUUUGGUUUGGUUGCUGGAACAAUUGAAAGUUUAUUCGGUUUUGACACCUCGCGCGGAUUUCGAGUUAUUUUCGUUUGCUCACGCGAGCAUUUAUGGGGGGCGUCUAUUCAAGAUGAAUGCGGCGUUUAAGAGCAGUGCAGAGAUAGUUUACGAGUUUUCUCGGCAAUUCUUGACGGGGGAGGGAGAUGUGUUGCGACACCUCAGAGCGAUGGAGUACGUGGUUGAGUAUCAGCAGAUGCAGUUGGAUGAGUACGUCUUUUCGGCAGAGAACCUGGAGUGCUGCUUUCGCGACGGAGUGAGGCUGUGCGGACUUGCCGAAAUAUUGUGCGUGCAAAUGGGUAAGAAGCCGAGCAGGUCUAUUUUUUCCUCUGUUCGUCUGCCGAUUACUUCUUCCACGCUCAGGAAGGUGCACAAUGCGUCGCUGGCAUUAGAAGAGUUAAGGAAGUGCAACAUUUUCCCCGCUGGGGUGGCGGUACAAGACAUAGUGAACGGAAAUCGACUCAAGACGCAUUCUUUGAUAUGGGCCAUGGUAUUGAGUGAAUUGUCUUGCUUGAUUUCUGUGGAAACGUUGAGUGGCGAGAUUGAAUUGCUCUCGCGGGAGUUGGCAUUGGAGUGCCCCGAUUGGCAGAAAAAUCUGUCGGAGAGUCUGGACGAGGGUUCUGGUAUGGGAUACGAGCCUUCUACCUGCACUUAUUUCAACCAGGAGUUGUUUGAUGCUCUGCUCAAGUGGUCUCAGGUCGUUUGCUCCAGGUUCAACUAUCCGGUUCGCAACUUCCGGAGUUCGUUUGGUGACUGGCGGGCAUUUUGUUAUUUGGUUUAUCACUACGUUCCGGAGUACAUUUCGCUUAGCGCCAUUAGGACUGACACAAUGAUGGAGUUGCAGGGCAAAAUUUGCCGGUCGCUCUUUCGGUCCGAGAGCGAGCCGUGUUCGUUGGAUUCAGACAUGCUGACUAUGUUGCUUGCCUAUACGCACGUCUUUCAUCCUCGACACGCGGACGCGGCGAAGCAGAAUCACUUGGAGAUUCUUUCGAAGACGUGUUCGGUUUACAGACAGGCGAAGAGUGCCGAAUACUACAACUAUCGCCUGAUGAUAGACGCGGUUGAAAAGAUGGGGUGUAUUCCUCCGUUGGUGCGGCUGUCCGAGGCGGACUGGUACGGUCGGGGUUUGUUGGACGAGAAGGUGUUUGUGAUGCAGUUGGUGUAUUUAUGCGUUCGUUUAUUGCAGCUGCGUCGCGAGAGACCUGCGGCGGUUGAAAUUCAGCGCGCCGUACGCGCACGGUGGCGGGCGAAAGUGAACCGGACGGUUCGGAAGUUCCAAGAGGCGGUUCGACUGGUGGUGGAGGGGCAGCGGUUGCGAUGCGCGUGCGAGGCGGUGGUGACGCGCGUUUAUGCGAGGAGGGAGAAGGAGAAGUUUCGGAAUCUGGUGGAGGGCGCAAAAGCGAUCCAAAACGGGUGGAGAAGGCGCCAACUUAGAGAGGAGGCGCGUCGUCUGCGAGCGUGCGUGAAGGAUCUGCAGAGUUUGGUUAGGUCGACAAGGGACAGAGAUGCGUAUUGUCGGGUGGUGGACGCGUCGGUGCGCAUACAGGCGUGUUGGGCGACUCGAGUGAGAAAACGGAGGUACAUAGAAGAGAUAGAGAGUGGUUCGAGCGUGCAAACCGCGUAUAGACGGUAUCGCGAGAGACGAGUGUAUUUGGAGCUGAGGUCGUCGCUGGGCGCGAUUGGUCGUCAGGCGAGAGGGGCGUCGGCACGCCGUGCAUUUGAGAGGGGUUUAGCGGCGAGGCGAGUGUCGACGCGUUGGAGAACGAAGAGGGUCAGAGCGCAUUAUUUGAAGUGUGUGUGCGCAGUGUGUGAUAUACAGGCGGCAUGGAGACGAAAGGCAAAGUCGAGUCGAGAGGCGCUGGAGGGGGCAGUUCUGGCGGUGGAGACGCGGUGGAGGUCCGUGCUGAGCAGGAGGGAAUUUAAGCUGAGGAGGGAGUGCGUGCUUUGUAUAGAACGAAGGCGGCAGUCGAUAGAGGAGAGGCGGAAGUAUCUGCGUUUUAAGAACAGCAUCGUUUAUUUACAGAGUCUGGAACAACAUAGGAGGACGUAUUGCUUGGCCAAGCGUCUGAGUCAGGUAUGCCGUACGUGGGCAGAGAAGGAGCACAAGAAGAGGGAGUACAGAGAGACGAUAGGGUUAUCGUUGGUGGUACAGGCGACCAGUUGGGCGAGACACGCACGUUUGGCUUACGAGGAGUUGAGACGCGCGGUAGUAUUGGUACAACUGCUGUUGAGAAGUCGCGAGGAAAAGGUGCGAUACGGGGACUUAAGGAAUUUCGUUUACGAUUUGCAGGCGUUCGCGGCGGCUUUGAAUGCCCACAUGGAACACGUGCGUUUGAGAAGUUGCGUCGUGGCGAUUGGCUAUUCGGUGCGAGCGCGCGGGGACCGGAAGCAUUAUGAGCGAGUGAAGAGCGCGGCAGCGCUGAUGGGUCGACAGAGUAGGGUUCGUCAAGAUCAAGUAGCUUACAGUGAGACAAGGAGGUCUAUUGAGGUGCUGGUGGCCUCGUUAUCUAGAAGGGAUUGUAUGAACGCCUAUAGCAUAUUGGGGGAGUCGGUGAAGUCGCUGCAGCGUUUGGCGGCUGUUAGGAGUUGUCGUUCGCGCUACAUUUCGUCAAGGCACUUCGCGACUUUGAUACAGGGAUUGGCGAGGGCUCGCUGUAACCGUGAAAGCUAUACACUGCUGACGAAUUCUCUGGUGGGGCUGCAGUGUCUGGCGAAGCUGAGGCACCAAAAAGCCGUUUACGUGCAAAUGAAGGAUCUGGCGGGGGCGGUUCAGCAGCUGUCGAGAUCCAGAGCGUCUAGAAGUUGGUUUUGUGACUUGACGAGUUUGACAGGAAUGAUUCAAUGUUUGUUCCGCGGGAAGCUGUUGCAGAGUGGGUAUCUCGAGGUGCGAGAGGCAGCAGAGCGAAUUCGGUGGCGCGUGCGCGUGAGGAGUCAGCACGCGCUUCACAUCAGUUUGGUAGGGUCUUGUACAUUUUUGCAGUACCGAAUAAGAGGGGGAAACGAGAGAGAGGCGUACUGCCGACUGAAGAGCUGCGUGUAUGUGGUUCAGCGUUUUUGGCGGGGCAGAGGCUUCAAGGCGUCGCAUGGCCAAUUGAAGGGUUCGGUGGUUAUUUUGCAGUCGAGUGCGAGAAGGUUGAGUUGCUCGAGCGUGUACGAUCGCUUGAGACAUUUGGUUAUUAUUUUACAGUGUGGAUUGAGGAGGAAAAAUCAUGUCACUGAAUAUGGCCAAUUACGUGGGGCGAUAGAGCCGAUUCAACGAGCGUUUAAGACGAGACAUGAUCGAGAUCUUUAUUUACAGCGUCGAAAGUUGUCUGCGUUGUUUCAACGUCUUUUGGAGAACCGAGCAAAUUGGCUGCAAUAUCAAUUUCACCGUUUGUCGACUAGAGUGCUCCAGUGUAAAAUUCGUUUGUUUUUGGAGAAGAGAGCACGUUCGAAUGCAGUGGAUAUGCUUGCACUUGUUUUGCGUUCGAAGUGCAGUCGCGAGGAAUACGACCAUAUCCGACGGGCUGCGGUUGAUCUACAGGCUUGGGUUCGCGCGUCCUGCAUUCAUGUACCGUCCAUUCUCGACGUAAAGCUGUCGGCCGUGUUGAUUCAAUCUCAGUGUCGCGGCGCGAAGUGUCGCUUGGACUACAACCAAAUGAGGAAUUUGGUAAUAGCCUUGCAAUCUGUGUCUCGUCAGCGGAGCCUACACCAGAUUUACGCCCAGGAGAGGCGUUCAAUACGCACUCUACAACAGGCGUAUAGACAACAAUCGUAUUGCAGGCAGUCGAGGGAAUGGAUAGGCAAGUUUUUAGAGAUGAGUCGAUUAAUUCGAACUUUAGAUCGUUUUUGGACUUUAGACAACCUUGAUUUUAUUGUCAGACAAGGAAUUUCAUCUGCUUUUGGCGACGGCUCUCAUUCAGAUAAGAAUUUUGUGCCUAUUCAUCAUAUCGAAUUAGCCCACCAACAUUGUACCGAAAAUAUUGAAAACGUCAUUUUUACUCAGUCCGUCUUACAUUUUCAAUCGGCCGUUCGUCUUCUCAGUGCUCGGCGUGUAUAUUCUCACUCUAAAAAAUGUGCGCCGCUAUUCCAGAGGCUUACCAGGAUGCACGGAGCCCGCUCCCUGUACUGUAACACAAUUUUCUCUGUUGGCAUUUUCCAGCGCCUCAUCUCAGUCAAAAAACAACAAAAAGACUUUUCUCAUCUCAAGCACUGUUGCCUGUUGAUCCGGACACGUCUCCAAGGAAAAAAUCAACGAAACGCAUUUUCGGAGCUCACUCAAGCCGUUCGAUCACUUCUGAAAAUCAUUCGUGCUUGGCAGAUUACUCAAAAGCAGCAAAAAUUCAUCAGUUCAGCCGUACUUUUUCGCCAAGCCAGCAUCGCCUACCCUUAUCACCACCUUUACCUCCUUCAAUCCAGAAUCAGGCAUCAGUACGUAAUCUCCAAAAUAUCGUCGCACGCGUCCGCCAUAGUCCUGUUGCAAGCCGCAUGUCGCACUCUCUAUACUCGUCAACACUACCAUUACCACUUUGAUAACAUUCGACGCUCCAUCGCGCAUUACCUCUCUUCACUCCAAGUCACUCAAACGUUGGGGUACCAAACCCAACAAGCGAUCCAUGUACUCGUUCACGGCACCAAACAACAUGACCUGACCCUUGCAUGCAACACACUGGAAUUCUCAACCCGCUAUUCAAAAUCCUGCUGUCAUCAUAUCAUCCGACUCAAUGCAAUUUCGACGUUUUUUGAUGUCAUUCAGGCCUGCAACAGAAGCAUGCCCCAUCUGAAACUCAUCGAAGUUAUACUUUGUGUUGUGGCGAACAUCCUGCGGUUCCAGGAGCUCGCCUACCACGUCUGGAUGAACUAUCCGCGUUUCCUUGAUUCACAGUUCGAUUUGAUGCAUAAAUUUAAAGGCACUCCAGAUAUCUUCCUCAAAGCCGCGAAACUAUUCUAUACCCUCUCCAAACUCGUCCCGUCCUCCCUAGAAAGCUGGCUCUUUGGAAAUUCGUCGUCUUUGCCGUCACUGCGCUCAACACACUCCCUGGAAAAGCUCACUCGUUCUGUACAAAAUGCCAUACAAAAAAUGCAAAUGUUAUCAGAAUACCUACAAAGACGUCUGUCCGGCGAAGUGAGAGCUAAAAAACAUCCGAAGUUAAUCCUGUGUACUAAAGAAUCCAUCUGCGCCGUCCAAUCUAUCAUCCAUCUAUUUCAACUUAAGCUCGGCCGUUUAAAAUCUUCUAACUGA
This is a messenger RNA of Schistocerca gregaria, 6186 nucleotides long. RefSeq names its product abnormal spindle-like microcephaly-associated protein homolog. Bases 1 to 6186 code for a protein of 2061 amino acids. Gene Ontology annotation, molecular function: protein binding. Gene Ontology annotation, cellular component: spindle pole. The record is from RefSeq and is a predicted model, not a curated record. Gene Ontology annotation, biological process: establishment of meiotic spindle localization; mitotic cell cycle; spindle organization. Lineage: Eukaryota; Metazoa; Arthropoda; Insecta; Orthoptera; Acrididae. The transcript has a single exon.